Rattus norvegicus (Norway rat) is the source of this 2728-nucleotide messenger RNA. The record is from RefSeq and is a predicted model, not a curated record. NCBI's taxonomy places the organism in Eukaryota, Metazoa, Chordata, Mammalia, Rodentia, Muridae.
UUUCUCCUUGGGAACAUUGAAUAUUGCUAACAAGUCAGAGGUCCAAAUAUCUGUGAGUUUGUUCGGGAGGCAAGCGUGCUCAUCUGAUAUCUGACCCUCUAACCAGCCUUAAUGACUUUGAUAGGAAGAGUACACUGGUGAUAAUGUGGAUAGUUGACCUAAAAGUGAAUGAAGGAAGAAGGGUGGAGAGGAUAAGAGGCCCUCUGUCCUGCUAGGGACUGAUAAAUUCAUUAAGGCCUUAAACUUAGGCAAUGGCAAGUGACAGUAGAGAUGGAGUAAAAAGAAAAGUUUUGGUAAGUAUUCAGGCAGAAUUCAUUGGUCAUCAUGACCAUUAGAAAUGUAGAACAAAAACAAAACAAACACUUUUAUAUGGGUUUAUCUAUAAACAUUGGUGCAAUAUAUUGAGAUAUGGAUUGAAAAUGAACGAGUGGGUUUAUGGAGUUGAGAGAGAAGGAAACAUAUAUCCUAAUGGAGGCUGAAGUAUGAGUGGACAAACAGCAUCUGGGUAGAUGAGUAAGGAUUCAGUAAGAUAGUGUGGAUUAGGAGGAGUUCUAUAAUAUAGCAGUUUAUAUCAAGGGAGAGGCCACUCAUAAAGAAAAUGACAGUGUUAGGAAGAGGUCCUAUACUGAUCACAUGGAUAUCUUCUUUCUAACCACUGGUGUAUGGAUAUUUGUGUCUCUAAAGCUAGCUCUAUGUUUCUUUGUAUUUUUGCAUGCUUAGAGAACUAAUAAUUCCAAAAUGACAUGCAUACUUAGAGGAAUAAGAUCUGUUAGAAGUGAGAAAUGACUCUUUGCUUGGUACUGAAAGAACAAAGUCUCUAAAAAAAGAAUGUUAUACUUUCACUUUCCUCUUAUUUGAAAAAAACUCUUGUGGCUCUCGUACAUUUCACAAGUGCAUGAAUGUUGGCUUAUUAUGUUGUUCAUGACUUGAUAGACUUACUCUUUCAUCUUUCUGUUAUUGGAUAUAUGUCUUUAUUUACUAGUCAUUUCUUGGAGGGGUUGUUCUCAUAUUGUCACAUCACAAAUGUCACCUUAAGAAAACAUCUAUUUAAAAUGCACAGAUGCACACUAACCAAACUUCUAAUGUACACGUACAAUUAACAAGGGAGUGCUUGUUCUGCCUAAUGAUUCUUCACACUCAUAAAGCUGCCUUUAGUUCAGUUGACAAGUGAUUUUUCUCCAAGAAUUUAAAUUGGUAUCCGUAAUUUCAUAUGCUGUUACUACAUGAUAAUGGAUUCAUGACAUCGUAUUACUGUUUCCCAGGCAAGCCAUUUCUCCUAAUCUUUUCUCCUAGUAGACAUGCCACUGGUCUUUAGUGAAGAAAGAGACUACCACUCCUUAAUCCUCACUAAACAUGCCAUCAAAUACUUGCUUUAUUUUUAUAAAUCAAGAUCAUCUUCAUUCCAGAAUGUCCAUGUUCUUCUAUCUGUUUCUCUUGGUUUUGGGGCUUCAGGCUACAAUCCAUUGUGCACCACAUAACAGCUCUGAAGGCAAAGUAACGACCUGUCAUUUGCCCCAACAAAAUGCCACUCUCUAUAAGAUGCCAUCUAUCAAUGCUGAUUUUGCCUUCAGGCUGUAUCGGAAGCUCUCUGUGGAGAACCCAGAUUUGAACAUCUUCUUCUCCCCUGUGAGCAUAUCUGCUGCUUUAGCCAUGCUUUCUUUUGGAUCUGGCUCUAGCACCCAAACACAGAUUCUGGAGGUCUUGGGGUUUAACCUCACAGACACUCCUGUGAAAGAAUUACAACAGGGCUUCCAGCAUUUGAUCUGUUCAUUGAAUUUCCCCAAUAAUGAACUGGAAUUGCAGAUGGGAAAUGCAGUUUUUAUUGGGCAACAGCUGAAACCACUGGCAAAGUUUUUGGAUGAUGUCAAGACCCUCUAUGAAACUGAAGUCUUUUCUACUGACUUCUCCAAUGUUUCUGCAGCCCAGCAUGAGAUCAACAGUUAUGUGGAGAAGCAAACCAAAGGGAAAAUUGUAGGCUUAAUUCAAGACCUCAAACUGAACAUUAUCAUGAUUCUGGUGAACUAUAUUCAUUUCAAAGCCCAGUGGGCAAAUCCUUUUCGUGUAUCUAAAACAGAAGAGAGUUCCAACUUCUCAGUGGACAAGAGCACCACAGUACAAGUGCCCAUGAUGCACCAGCUAGAACAAUACUAUCAUUACGUGGAUGUGGAGCUGAAUUGUACAGUACUUCAAAUGGACUAUAGUGCAAAUGCCCUGGCACUUUUUGUCCUUCCGAAGGAAGGGCACAUGGAAUGGGUGGAAGCAGCCAUGUCAUCUAAAACACUGAAGAAGUGGAACCAUUUAUUGCAGAAAGGAUGGGUUGAAUUGUUUGUUCCAAAGUUUUCCAUUUCUGCCACAUAUGACCUUGGAAGUACACUUCAGAAGAUGGGUAUGAGGGAUGCCUUUGCUGAAAGUGCUGACUUUCCUGGAAUCACAAAAGACAAUGGUCUAAAACUUUCCUAUGCUUUUCACAAGGCUGUGCUACACAUUGGUGAAGAGGGAACUAAAGAAGGAGCUUCUCCUGAAGCUGGAUCUCUGGAUCAGCCAGAAGUAGCUCCUCUUCACGCUGUCAUCCGAUUGGAUAGAACAUUCUUACUGAUGAUCUUAGAGAAACGAACAAGAAGUGUUCUCUUUUUAGGGAAAGUUGUUGACCCAACAAAAGAGUAAUUAACGAAGAGGUCAUUGAGUAUGUAUAUAUUAUAAUUGGAAAUAAAUGUAUUGCAUAGCUUAA